Molecule: messenger RNA, 804 nt
Organism: Bipolaris maydis ATCC 48331
Lineage: Eukaryota; Fungi; Ascomycota; Dothideomycetes; Pleosporales; Pleosporaceae
Molecular function (GO): oxidoreductase activity
Source: RefSeq, a predicted model, not a curated record
AUGGCCAACAUCGAGCAAACAUGGAGCCUCGCCGGCAAGGUCGCCGUCGUCACCGGCUCAGGCCGCGGUAUCGGCAAGGCCAUGGCCAUUGAGCUCGCCAAGCGUGGCGCCAAAGUCGCCGUCAACUACGCCAACGCCGUCGAGGGUGCCGAGCAAGUCGUCAAGGAGAUCAAGGCCCUCGGCAACGGCUCCGACGCCCACGCCUUCAAGGCCAACGUCGGCAACGUCGAGGAGUCUGAGAAGCUCAUGGACGACGUCGUCAAGCACUUUGGCAAGCUCGACAUUUGCUGCUCAAACUCUGGUGUUGUCUCUUUCGGCCACUUCAAGGAUGUCACCCCCGAGGAGUUUGACCGUGUCUUCAACAUCAACACCCGUGGUCAGUUCUUCGUAGCCAAGGCCGCGUACAAGCGCAUGGAGAUGGGUGGCCGCAUUAUCCUCAUGGGUUCCAUCACCGGUCAGGCAAAGGGUGUCCCCAAGCACGCUGUCUACUCUGGCUCAAAGGGUGCUAUUGAGACUUUCACCAGGUGCAUGGCUGUCGACGCUGGUGAGAAGAAGGUCACUGUCAACUGCGUUGCCCCCGGUGGCAUCAAGACUGACAUGUACCACGCCGUCUGCCGCGAGUACAUUCCCAACGGUGACCAGCUCUCCGACGACCAGGUCGACGAGUACGCCUGCACGUGGUCCCCCCACAACCGUGUUGGCCAGCCAAUAGACAUUGCCCGCGUCGUCUGCUUCCUGGCUUCCCAGGACGGUGACUGGGUCAACGGAAAGGUCAUUGGUAUUGACGGUGCUGCUUGCAUGUAA